Molecule: messenger RNA, 2568 nt
Organism: Rhincodon typus (whale shark)
Lineage: Eukaryota; Metazoa; Chordata; Chondrichthyes; Orectolobiformes; Rhincodontidae
Gene: plekhg7
Product: pleckstrin homology domain containing, family G (with RhoGef domain) member 7
Exons: 17
Coding region: 170-2410 (746 amino acids)
Biological process (GO): Rho protein signal transduction
Molecular function (GO): guanyl-nucleotide exchange factor activity
Source: RefSeq, a predicted model, not a curated record
UCCACCCCGCAAACUCUCUCAGAGGAAGCUAGAGUGAAUCGGAAUCGGAGUCAGGAGCAAACAGGCAACAUCUCUGUCCCUUCACAGAACGGAACGGCAGCUGCUGAAACGUGUGGAGUGACCUGCCGAGCCUCCCUAUCACAAGGUAAAACUCUACAAGUAAUGCUUCAUGGAAGUCAAUGUGCAAAAUCUGCUCACUGAAGCCUAUUUGGAAAUGCGAGACCAGGGGUGCGAAAUAAUGAAUUUAGAUGAUGGUAAAGAUACCUUUGAAGAAAAGAAUGGUUUAAAAGAGAGCCUUCGUGCCUGGAAACAUGAUGCGGAGGUCCAGACAAGUCCGUUCCUCGCGCAAGACAAAGAGGAUGAACAUAUCAAGAGUUUGGUGCACAGCCCAUUGCCCAUCUUCAGAUAUUCCCCGGAUGUUGAGGUUUCCCAGAGUCCAUGCUUUCAGUUUGACAGGUUGGCCCCUGCCAGGGUCUCCUUGUCUCCGUCCCUGCGGAGGAUGAGGAGAAAGAUGAUGGCACCACCAGCUUCCCCGAGGAGUGCUGGGAGAGCUCAGAGAGUGUUGGAAAACCCUAAGGAGCUGGCCUCUGACGGUGACUCCUCUGUACCAGCCAAUUACCUACAGAUUCCACGUCCCACAACGGAGACAGCCUCUGUUGACCAGAGAGCUAUUGGUAAGGAGAUUCCUACACAACUCCAACAAGACUCUCUGCAAAGUGUAGCAGGUCUGUUACCUGAAAACCAACAAAAGGGUGACCAUGUCGGGGAUACACCGAUCAUCCCUCACACUGAUGAAGACAUUCCUCUUUGGGCAAGAAGACGGGGUGACUGCACAUUCGCUUUGUUGGAUAAUCUUCAGGAGCAGACGUCCCAAGAUGCAACACCUGAGAGGUGCACAUCUCAUCGUCGGCGCAGCUCGUUGGUUGUCUGUUUACCGGGACUCGAAAUAUUUCCUGGCGAUUUAUUAAUUUACCGUACUGUGUCUACCCCCUCGCUCAGUACAGAAUCCAAGAAGUCGAAAUGGCCCUUUGCAAAACGGGGAACGAGCAAAGUGAAACAAAAGCAAAUAUCGCAUUUGGAAAACCUUCUGGCCUCACUGGUGAUCAGGGACUGCACAGAUCAGCUUUUCCAACAGUACAAGGAUAAAAGCUGGACAUAUGUAACAAAGAUCCAGAAGUUGAAUCCCGAUACCAGGCCAGAGCAGAAGGAUAAGAAGCUGCAGGAAGCUAUGUGGGAGAUCUUCAGCAGUGAAUGCAACUAUUUCAGUGACAAGUUAUUGGUGAUGGAGCAGGUUUUCCUGAACACACUGAAACACGUACAGAGUGAAGGAUGGCUUGUAGACAUUGACCCUUGGAGACUGUUUGCGAACCUUAGCGAAUUGUCCAAGGUGAGCUUUGAUUUUCUGACCAGUCUCCUGGAUGCGGUAGAGAGCUGUUGGACAUUAUCGUCACUCCUUGCUGUAUUGUCAAAGUUUCAGGAGGGUGUGUGCUGCAGUCAUCAGAAAUAUUGCCUGAAUUAUGCUUCAGCCAAUCUCUACCUCAAUAACCUGAAGAUGAGGGAGGACUUUGGAAUCUUUCUCAAAUGGUGUGAACAGAACGAACAGUGUAAGCGACUGCACUUGUCCGAUUUGCUGGUGUCGCCCCUGCAGAGGUUGACGAGGUACCCCUUACUCCUGAGGAACCUCUGGAAGAGAAGCACGGAGACAGUGGAGAAACAGAGAAUCCAAGCGAUCAUCAAACAGGUGGACAAUUCCAUCUGUGACCUUGAAGGCAAAGUGAAGUGGUUGGACGAGAUUCAGAAAUUCCAGCAGAUUCACGAGAUGAUCGUUUGGCCUCCGAUCUGGGAAAGGAAUAAGGCGAUAUUUCUCCCUGAGAGUCUUCGGUACCUGGUCAAAGACAACAUGGCAGACGGUCUGCUGUUGCCUGUGAACAGACAGCUCUUACACGAAGGACGACUGAGUCUCGCUGGAGCGACCAAACUCCUGGAUGUGUAUCUCUUCCUGUUUGAUGAUUUGCUUUUAAUUACCCAGGUUAAAAACGCUAAAAAGAAACCUGGAGCCAUAGACACCGGGGUGAGAAGCCCAAUGCCCAAUCCCGACUUCCUGGGGAUGGGGAGAGAUGGCACUGCGUGUUCAGUAGUCGACCAGCCAAUUCCCCUUGACAGGUUGGUACUGAAGAACAUAGAUCCGUUAAACUCAGCAGGUUGUGGAUUACACAAUGUUUUUCUAGUGAUACAUCAAAACCGAUAUCAGCAAUGUAUCGGAAUCUUCACACUGCAAGCUCCGUCAGAGGCUGUUAAGAGAACAUGGCUGUUACACAUUGAAACGGCAGCAACUGGCUACCGGAAUGUUCUAGACCCACCACAGCCCUCACUGAGGAGGUUCCCGGUGAAUGAAUCGUCUGAAAUCUAACUGCCUAUAAACAUGUGUGAAACGUGCAGGGGUCCUGUUUUCAGUCUAAAAAGGUCAACAAAAAACUCAAUUGGUGCCUCAGUCUGGCCAGUGCACUUUGGAGAAAUCUACCUCCUAUAUUUGACUUAAAAAUCAUUCUUGUUUCUAAUAAAAGGUAU